This is a messenger RNA of Acanthochromis polyacanthus (spiny chromis), 1191 nucleotides long. Its product is annotated as lecithin retinol acyltransferase family protein. The record is from RefSeq and is a predicted model, not a curated record. Lineage: Eukaryota; Metazoa; Chordata; Actinopteri; Pomacentridae. Gene Ontology annotation, molecular function: phosphatidylcholine-retinol O-acyltransferase activity. Gene Ontology annotation, biological process: retinol metabolic process. The transcript has 2 exons. Bases 1 to 642 code for a protein of 213 amino acids.
AUGUUUCUCUACCAGCUGCUCAACUUCUUCUUCGUGUCUUCCAAAAAGGAAGAGGAAUCCAGUUAUGACCUGUCUCUAUACAAGCGCGGCGAUUUGUUAGAAGUGCCCAGGACGUUGUUUACUCAUUUCGGCAUCUACCUGGGUGACAACCGUGUGGCCCAUCUCAUCCCGGACAUCCUACCUGUGAUCUCCAGGGACAAAUCCUCUAUUGCCAAGAUGGUGACAAACAACCGUCUGCUGCUGGGGGUCAUCACCAAAGCGGCCAGCGUUAGGGUGGACUCGGUGGCGGAUUUUGCUUAUGGCUCAGAGAUUCUGAUCAACCACAUGGAUAAAGUGUGCAGCCAGCCUCCCCUGGAUGGGGACGAGGUGGCACGAAGGGCUGAGAAGCUCCUGGGAUCCGUCACCUACAGCUUGCUGUGGUACAACUGCGAACACUACGUCAUGUACUGCAGAUAUGGGAUGGCCAUCAGCUACCAGACAUACCAGUUCUGCACAAUUGUCCGGAAGAUUGUGUUUAGCCAGAUGAGUGCCUACGUGACGGCGCUGUGUGGAGUGUGCACCAUGCUGUAUCUGGGCUGCGUGACGCCGCUGACGGUUUUACUGACUCUGCUCGUCUCAUUCACCAUCUGGAUGGCGGCCUAAUGACCUCUGGAGAGAAAAAGACUCAAACAAAGUCCUGUGGUUUUGCAGUGUGUCUAAAGGCAUUAGGAAACAAAUCCACUCACUAUUAUAGAAAUGCCUGUGUUUUACUUUUCAGGCUUUUUGUGUACUUUUUAUUCAUGAACUGCAACUGUUUAAUUAAUCAGUCUGCUCUUUAUUGUAAUGCUGCUGUAAGCCUUUUGAUUGCUCAGAUGUUUAAUUUUGCCCGUUUUUCAUCAUUAACGCUCACAAGGCUCCAAUAUUCAACAUUAAUCUCAAUGCAGCAGGUUGCAAAUGAAUUUAGACUCAGUACAGUUGCUUUUGUGUGGUGGUACGUGUAUAUUUCUUUUGGCCUUAUAGAAAACUCAAAGGAUACUUUUAUCUCCUUCACAAUGACUGAAAAAAGCAAUCAGUCAGAUUCCACUCUUACAUAACGCUGUAGCUUAAAUGCUGGCUCGGACAAAGUGCAAUAAUUUUCUCCUCUUGUGAUAUAAUUGUGAUAAAUUAGUCACAUUUCGUUUGACAGUGCAUUAAAAAUGUAUUUCUACCUUC